Molecule: messenger RNA, 1912 nt
Organism: Nematolebias whitei (Rio pearlfish)
Lineage: Eukaryota; Metazoa; Chordata; Actinopteri; Cyprinodontiformes; Rivulidae
Product: trafficking protein particle complex subunit 11
Source: RefSeq, a predicted model, not a curated record
UUCAGUGCAAGGCCAGGUUCCAGUCUCCCAGUUUCCAUGUGGACCAGCCCAUCCAGCUCCAGGUCUUCCUCCAAGCAGACUGUCCUCAUCCUGUGUCUUUCAGCAAGCUGACUGUUAGCCUCAGUAACCAGGAAUACAACCAGUGGUGUAUAAUGGAAUCAUCCAGUCAGGAGAGUUUGACCAUGUUACCAGGAAAAAUCAAGUUCUACAACUUCAGCUUUGUGGCUAAAACUGAAGACGUUGGCAAGAAGGUUGAGAUGACAGGCAUUGAGGUGAUGCUGGGCAGUGGCAAUGGCCGUUGUGUGUUUCUGAGCUGGAGAGGUGCUGGGGGAGAUGCUGCCUCAGUCCAAGAAGCUCUGCAGGCCAGCAGAUCAUCACGUAGAUGGGCACGUGGUAUGGAGACACGACAGGAACUCAACUGGGACAGUUUGACUCUGCAGCACAGCACCAUGAUCAUCUCCAGAAUCCCAAAGAUCUGUGUCCAGCUGAGCCACCAGCCUCCUGCACUCACCAAUGAGAUGUACUACAUCAGACUCACUGUCCAAUCAAAUGAGGAGAAUGUGGCAAAAGAUGUCAAACUGACAGCUGGUCUCAAACCAGGUCAGGAUGCUAACUUAGGCCAGGCCACCCAUGUGACCCUGGACAACUUAGUCAUAUGUGAUGACCGCGCUCUUGCUCUACUUACUGAUGUGCCUCUAGGUGAUUUGAAGCCAGGAGAAAAGUUGGAGAGAUGUGUGUAUGUGAGAUGUGUCUCUACUGGACCAAGGCUCUUCUUAUUCCAUUUGGCCUACAGCAUUGAUACAGCCGUGGAAGGACAACAGAUUAUUUGCAGGUGUCAUAAGGAUGAGACUGUAACUAUAGAAACCGUGGUCCCAUUUGAGGUGUCAGUCAAGUUUGUAUCCACAAAGUUUGAACCAUUGGAGCAGGUCACGAUGGACAUUCCCUUCCUACUGUUGACGGACAUCCUGUCAUCCUCACCGUGGCCUCUCCUGCUGAGCUCCUCUUCAUUGCAGCUGCAGACAGUGACCAGUAACACAGCACAACCAGAGUCCCAGCUUCAGCAGGUGGUUCUGCAGACAGGAGAGAGUGCCAGUGAGUGUUUCUGUCUACGAUGUCCACCAGGAACCAAUAGCGCCAACACUCUGGCUACAGGACAGUACCUAAUCUCAUGGAGGAGAAAGCCUUCCGGUUUUGAGAGUCCUUUGAUCCAGAGUGCAGUCACUCUACCUCAUAUCAUCCUGGAACCUGUUCCUGUUUAUAUCCAUGCUGACUUGCCGUCUUUUGGACGGGUCAGAGAGUCCCUACCUGUUCGGUACCACAUUGAGAACCGAACAGCUCUGGUUCAGGAGGUGGAAAUAGCUGUGGAACCGUCUGAUGCCUUUAUGUUCUCUGGACUCAAACAGGUGCGUCUCCUUGUCCUCCCUGGUACAGAGCAGCACAUGCUGUAUAACUAUUACCCUUUGAUGGCUGGUUACCAAACACUACCACACCUCAACAUCAGCCUGCCGCGCUGCCCCGCCUCCAACAUUCUGGCAUUGAGACGCUUCCUGCCUCAAAGGAUCUUUGUUAAGCCUCAGGGUCGACAGCCGGACGACGCCUCCAUUGCUGCAGCUUGAUGUGAACAUCUGAAGUCGUUUCCUGUAAAUAUAAGAACAAUGUUUUAUUAGAAGUAUCAUUCAUACAAUUAUCAUUAUUAACACUGUAAAAACGAUCAACUUGUUUCCACUGACUAAUAACAGGAAGUGAAUGAGCAGUAAAUAAAUUGAACAGUGAAUAACAUGGAUGAAUCUAUUGUGAAUUACAUGGAAAAUUGUGUUUGUGUUAUAGAUUAACUGAAUGUGUUAAAGGAUUUAUUAAACCCACAUUUCCUGUUUUUGAGUGUUUAUUUAUACAGUGAAAAUGUACCAUAACC